This is a messenger RNA of Trichechus manatus latirostris (Florida manatee), 1143 nucleotides long. RefSeq names its product olfactory receptor 2L13. Gene Ontology annotation, cellular component: plasma membrane. Gene Ontology annotation, molecular function: olfactory receptor activity; G protein-coupled receptor activity. Gene Ontology annotation, biological process: detection of chemical stimulus involved in sensory perception of smell; G protein-coupled receptor signaling pathway. NCBI's taxonomy places the organism in Eukaryota, Metazoa, Chordata, Mammalia, Sirenia, Trichechidae. The record is from RefSeq and is a predicted model, not a curated record.
UUAAAGCAAUACCUUUUCAUGGAGAAGUGGAAUCAAAUUUCAAAUGAUUCCAUUUUGUUGGGGCUUUUCCCCCCAAAUCAAACUGGCCUGCUGCUCUUGCUCCUUAUCAUCCUCGUAUUCUUUCUGGCCUCGGUGGGUAACUCAACCAUGAUUCACCUCAUCCACAUGGAUCCCCGUCUCCACACACCCAUGUACUUUCUCCUCAGACAACGCUCCCUCAUGGACCUGAUAUAUAUCUCUACCACCAUCCCCAAGAUGGCGCUCAACUUCCUCUCUGGCCAGAAAGGCAUAUCUUUCUUAGGAUGUGGUGUGCAAAGCUUCUUCUUGACAAUGGCCUGUUCUGAAUGUUUACUCGUGGCCUCCAUGGCCUAUGACCGUUAUGUGGCCAUCUGUCACCCCCUCCAUUAUCCCAACCGUAUGAAGAUGUGUGUCCAGAUGAUCAUAGGAUCUUGGAUAUUAGGGUCCAUCAACUCCUUGGCACACACAAUUUAUGCCCUUCAUAUUCCUUACUGCUGGUCCAGGGCCAUUGAUCAUUUCUUUUGUGAUGUCCCAGCCAUGUUGCCUCUUGCAUGUAUGGACACCUGGGUCUAUGAGUACAUGGUUUUUGUGAGCAAUAGUCUCUUUCUCCUCCUUCCUUUCCUUGGCAUCACUGCAUCCUAUGGCAGAGUCCUUUUGGCUGUCUACCAUGUGCGCUCUAAAGAGGGAAGGAAAAAGGCCUUCACCACCUGUUGAACUCAUUUAACUGUAGUUAUCUUUUACUAUGUACCAUUUGUUUACACCUAUCUUUGGCCCAGGAAUCUCUGCUCACCAGUAGAAGAUAAGAUUUUGGCCGAUUUUUACACCAUCCUCACUCCCAUGCUCAAUCCCAUUAUCUAUAGCCUGAGAAAUAAGGAAGUCCUGGGCACCAUGACAAGAGUGUUUAGAAUAUUCUCUUCCAAGAAGGAAUAGUCGUGGCUCUCCUUGCUCUUUUUUCUACUCACAAGCACCCUAUAGGACAGAGUAGAACUGUCCCAUAGGGUUUACAAGGAGUGGCUGGUAGAUUUGAACAGCCAGCCUUUUGUUUUACUCCUUUUUAGCAUGUAUAUCAUGACUAUAAUUGACAUCUGGAGUCCAUCCUGUCCUAGUCUCCUUUUAUAAAACUAU